Punica granatum (pomegranate) is the source of this 2108-nucleotide messenger RNA. The record is from RefSeq and is a predicted model, not a curated record. NCBI's taxonomy places the organism in Eukaryota, Viridiplantae, Streptophyta, Magnoliopsida, Myrtales, Lythraceae.
AACGCGUUGAGUUCGGGAAGAAUUGGGAGGUCAACUCUGAAGAGAAGGUCGCCUCCGCUUCGACUUCCCACUGUCCCCAACCGAGGCAUGGGCUCUGCCACUGCUCUGCAGUGGGACGGUGGAGGCGCCGGAGCUUCCGCCAUCGAAGCCCUUGGCUCCCUCUUCAAGCUAACUGAAGUAUACCUCUGGGACGAUGGCUCCACGGAGACACGGGAGCCUCUGUCGGUCACAAAGAGCAGCAAAUCGCCUCACUGCAUCGACGAUAUUGGCAGUAAGAACUGCACAACCUCUGAUAUCUGCCUGUCAGCCGAAGACAAGGAAAUGAUGGAACAGAUGAAUGCACUUGGCCUUCCUGUUUCAUUUCAAACGAACAAACUGAAGAAGAGUGGAAAGGACAAGGCAAAAAAGAAGAGUUCAAGCAUGAAGGAUUCUUCAGGAUUCAAAGAAAUUGGGAAUGAAAUGCCUGAACUAUGCAUAGUGAGGGAGGCAGAUGUUGCAUCUCAUUCCCCAUUUCAUAAUGAUCCUAUUCCAAGUGGUUCUUUAAGUUCCACGUCAAUGCUGGGCCAAAGUGUAUCAUCUUGCUAUGAUGUUGCAGCACAUGCCCAGAAAUCCACUUGCGAUGCCGAAGAAGGAUUAUCUUGCUUCUCUGCAGCGACUAGUAUUCUUCGGUUCAUUACUGGUAUUCUUUUACAGAAGAAGAGUGGAAAGGACAAGGCAAAAGAGAAGAGUUCAAGCAUGAAAAUUUCUUCAGGAUUGAAAGAAAUUGUGAAUGAAAUGCCUGAACUAUGCAAAGUGAGGGAGGGGGAUGUUGCAUCUCAUCCCCCUUUUCAUGAUGAUCCUAUUCCUAGUGGUUCUUUAUGUUCCAUGUCAAUGAUGGGCCAAAGUGUAUCAUCUUGCUAUGAUGUUGCAGCACAUGCCCAGAAAUCCAUUUGCGAUGCCGAAGAAGGAUCAAGAAGUCUGUCUCGGAUUGAUCAUGGUGCCAUCAAUGAGCCAAUUUCUGUUGAAAUUUCUGGUUUACAAACUACUUGCCACAGUUGUGUCACUGAAGUUGUUUCAGAGGAGACUUUGCAAUUGGAUGAGCCAGAUGCUCAGAGUGAUUCUCAUGUGAGAAAACGAAAGAAGAAAAUUACGCAAAAGAAGGGGCAGAGGACAUUUUCUGGUGCUGCUGAUGAAGACCUAAAAUUCCUUCUGCUGGAAGAAUAUUCAACAACUAUCAAGAAGUACUGGUAUCAGCGGUAUCUUCUAUUCUCCAGAUAUGAUGAUGGCGUAAAACUGGAUGAGGAAGGGUGGUUUUCUGUCACCCCAGAGCCUAUCGCUAAGCACCAUGCCCUUCGCUGUGGCAGUAAUGUCAUAAUUGAUGGAUUUACUGGUGUCGGUGGGAAUGCCAUUCAGUUUGCAAAAUGUGCCAAGCAUGUUAUUGCAGUCGACAUUGAUCCAAAGAAGAUCGAGUACGCCAAUCAUAACGCUGCCAUCUAUAAAGUUGAUGACCGAAUUGAUUUUGUGAGGGGUGACUUCUUUCUCCUGGCACCAAGACUAAAGGCAGAUACUGUCUUCUUGUCACCUCCUUGGGGAGGACCUGAUUAUGCAAAAGUAGAGACAUAUGAUAUCAAGACGAUGCUUAAGCCACAUGAUGGCUUCCUCCUCUUCAAAACUGCCAAGGGAAUUGCCUCUAAAGUGGUCAUGUUCCUCCCAAAAAACGUGGAUGUUAACCAACUAGCGGAGCUCUCUCUUUCUUCCUGUCCUCCAUGUUCGCUAGAGGUUGAGAGGAAUUUCUUGAAUGGCAGAUUGAAGGCUCUAACUGCUUACUUCACCAACCCUGAAAUCAGCACGAACAAUGACCAAUAAACGUCAACCUGAUGAUGGAUCUGAGUUAAUAUGAAGAUCACCGCCGUGUUCGCAUAUCGAGCUAAGUUUGUGCUUGCAUAAGUACGCGGGGUAGUUUUCUUGCCAGAUCAAAAUGUAAAUUCCUGGCGCCUAGCUUUUGUUCUUGGGUAAUUCAAACUUAAAAUUAUUUUGUGCAAUACUCUUGUGCCUAAAUUGGCUGUAAAUGAUUAUGAAUUACUGUUAUUGAUAAAGCAAUCUAGCUGUCUGUACGAUUCUUUUGGCCA